Molecule: messenger RNA, 2442 nt
Organism: Glossina fuscipes
Lineage: Eukaryota; Metazoa; Arthropoda; Insecta; Diptera; Glossinidae
Exons: 6
Molecular function (GO): calcium ion binding
Source: RefSeq, a predicted model, not a curated record
UUUUUGAAUGAAUAUCAAAAAAUGGCCGGUCCACAAGUGCAACGACCCCAUAGCGCUUAUUAUAGUGGACUUAACGGUUCCAAUGGCGUUACUAGCGGUAUGGUAACGAGUACCUCAACUCAUACCAAUUUGCAUGCUAUACAUACCAUAUCUCACGAUAGUGAAUUGAUAUAUCGUGGCAGCAAUGGCAACCCCAUUUCCACUGGGGAUCCGUGCACAGCUGGUACUAGUCAUUCAAUAAUCCCACAACAACAUUUACUCAACAGAACUGGCAGCAAUGCCAAUAUAUCUAGUAUUGCUGGGACAGGGAAAAAUCCCAGCGAUGCUUUAAUUGUUCCUGCUGGCAAUUUGCCCGCGUCCAACACAUCCAUAACAAAUACUGCAACAACGAAAUCCACAUAUUCGCUAAAAUCUUCCACUAAAGAAAAACAAUGUAGCUUAGAUGUUAUUGUAGAUGCGUCCCAGAGUAACAAUAAUCAACUAGAGGAUGAUGUAGAGCAAGGCAAAUCGAGACGAUCGUCACGUCACCGUCAUCGACCAUUGCAUAGACGCUUUCUAAAUUAUUUGAAAACAUUUUUUAAUCGCACCACAACACAACACGAUUCGGAAUUGGAAGAAUUCGAGACGCCAGCACGUUAUCGGCCAGAUUCUUUAAGUGCUUUAAGCCGUUCCACGCGCUUUACGGAAGAUGAAAUUAAACGAAUUUAUCGUGGUUUUAAGGCUGAAUGUCCAACAGGCGUUGUUAAGGAGGACACCUUUAAAGUAAUAUAUUCUCAAUUUUUCCCACAGGGAGCCAAUCCUACAUUGUAUGCUCAUUAUGUGUUUAAUACUUUGGAUCAAGAUCAUAGUGGCAUUGUUAGUUUCGAGGAUUUUGUUCAAGGGCUUUCGAUAUUGUCGCGUGGCUCUAUUGAAGAAAAAUUACGUUGGACAUUUUCACUCUACGACAUCAACGGCGAUGGUUACAUAACGAGGGAGGAAAUGACUGAUAUUGUGACUGCCAUUUACGAACUGAUGGGUCGUUUGCCAGAUGAAUUACCCGAGGAGGAGAAAAUCAAGGGAAAAGUUGAACAUUUAUUUGAGAAAAUGGACAUUAAUCGAGAUGGCGUUGUAACAUUGGAUGAAUUCCUGCAAGCCUGUCACAAUGAUGAAGCCAUUUCAAGAUCUAUGUCAGUGUUUGAUACUGCAUUCUGACCAUAUCCAGGCGAAAGAGAUAAGAAAACAGUUAAAUUGUCUAAAAAAAAAUACCGGCAUCUUGUAGCCGAUAAAGAGAACGAUAGUAAAGCACCGAAAAAAUAUUCCAAGCAACAACAGCAACAACGAGAUUAUAACUACACCAACACACAAUUUGAGAAAUGUAAGUCUAAAGUAGAAAACAACAAUACUAGUUAUAGAACAACCAAAACCAUUUCCAUCCCCACCACUACCACCACAAUUAGAACAAUUCGGCAAAUGGAAAGGCAAACGGAAGGCAUUAAUGCUGUAACUGAUGAUACCGAAGAGAUUACUUCAAUAACUAGCACUACCACGAACACCACCACCACUACUACUAGUACAUCAAACAAUGAGGAAACAGAUUUCGAUAUUACGAAAAACAAUUCAAUGUGUCGUCAUUGUUUGAGACCACAAAUGGAAUUGCAAUUACGUUAUAUGAGGCCUAGGCAACGUAGCAAAAUACGGAAUCAGUUAGCCAAGCGCGACAGAAGCAAACAACGGUCAAAGUAUUAUGGCGGAGGCGGUGGUACUUUAAGCAUACAAAUGGCACGUAAGAAACGUCCCAAAAGUCAGGGAAAGCAUAAAACCUCGAAAAGUAAACAUGCAAACAAUACUAAACAAGACCAACAGCGACAACAACAAAAACUGCCAAAUAAAAAUACAAUACAAAAUUUGAAUGCAGCCAACGAACAGGCCAUACGAUUCCGUUGUCCUCAGGUUGGGCCGCAAGUGGGUCGCGAUAGACAAAUACCAACUCUAACGCAUUUUCAUCAUCCUCAGCAUUUACAACAACAACCCGGUGCAUAUCAGCUACAAUAUACGCAAACCUAUAGUCAACUGGAAAGUAAUUAUUAUACGCAACAGCAGUCAAGUAGAAGAUCACCGCAUUCAUUUGCUCAACAACAGCAACAAUUACAACUACAAGAUGAGCAACCGAUAAGCCCUACACAAACGCAACAAACAACUCUUACUAUGGAAAGUGAACAAAAACAUCAGCAACACCACCAACCGUCAUGUCAUCAUUCCCAUUUUUAUCACCAUCACCAUCAUCAUCAUCAUCAUCAUCAAAAACAACAGAAAUCAAAUCAAAGUCAAAUAUGUGCGCUUCCUAUUAAAAAGAAAUUGGAUAGCGAUUCUUACAUGAAAAGGCAAAUGCUAGCUGCAAAGAAGCAGGCUGCAACCUCUAAUAGUUUAUUAGAAGCAGCAGUAACCUCUAAUAGUUUAUUAUGA